Messenger RNA from Chaetura pelagica (chimney swift), 1185 nucleotides. RefSeq names its product V-set and immunoglobulin domain containing 10 (gene VSIG10). The transcript is spliced from 7 exons. Bases 1 to 1185 code for a protein of 394 amino acids. The record is from RefSeq and is a predicted model, not a curated record. NCBI's taxonomy places the organism in Eukaryota, Metazoa, Chordata, Aves, Apodiformes, Apodidae.
AUGGCCGCCGCGCCGCGCUCUGCCCCCCGCGCCCUGCCCGCAGCGCCCGCCCCCCGCGCCCAUUGGCGGAGCCGCCGCCACGCUCCGCUCCCAUUGGACAGGGCGCAGCGCAGCUCCGCCUCCCAUUGGUCGAGACGCGCCGCUCGCCUUUCCCCCCCGCUCCCGCUAUUAUGGCGCCCCCAGGCGGAGGAGCCGGGACUUGCCCUGGCGGCCGCACGAAUUAACCUGCUUAACCACCCCGGAUCAGAGGAAGUGGUCUUUGGGCAGGUUGGAGGAAGCAUCCUCCUUUUGUGCCGAAAUGUCUCCAGAGAAGCAACCGAGGUGGUCUGGUUCCAAGGGGAUCCCCACGCCUUCCCCCCACUCUUCUCCUCGAGGGUGACCUUCCCCCCGGACGUCCGUUUCUCCCUGGUUGACAACAGCUCCCUGCUCAUCACCCAGCUGCGCCUGCAGGACGAGGGCAACUACACCUGCAAGGAAGUGCUGAACAAGACGGACCACGAGCACAGGGUCCAGCUCCUGGUAGGCAAAACCCCUUCCCUGGAAACAGAGCCUCCAAAGACAUGCUUUGUGGGUGACAAUGUGACUCUGACCUGCCGUGUGACCGAGAGCACCCCUGAAGCCAAGCUCACCUGGCUGCGAGGCAUCGCCCAGCCCGAGGUGGAGAUCCAGCCUGGAGGGAGGUACCUGAUCACCCAGGAGAGCAACGUGUCCCAGCUCACCAUCCAGAACUGUUCCCAGGGCACUGACGGGGGCUGCUACGUCUGCAAAGCACAGAACCCCCUGGGGCUGAGGGAGCUGUUUGUCUGCCUGACCGUGAAGCAGCCAGUGAACAUUGUAGGGGUUGUGGGUGCAGUGGUGGUCCUGUCCCUGCUGGCUGUUCUCACCAUCACUGGGCUUGUCUUGUACUACAAUCCCCUCCUGUGCCUGAGAGGUAGGAGCUCACCUCUGCACAAGCCAGAAAAGGGUGCUGCAUUCAGGAGCCAGGACUCAGAUGAUGUCUUGGUGCUGGUGGACUCAGAAGAUGAUGAUGAGGGGAAGGAGGAAGAGGAGACCCUGAGCAGCACCAAGCAGGAGGUGAUGGCACUGGUCAAUGGGAGCAGCAUCCAGGCUGCUUACCAGAUCUGCCUUACAGGUGUCUCUUUUAACAAGGUGGCACCCAAUGCAGGCAGAGGUGGGUCCCAGUAG